AUGGACGUGUUAAAGAGCCGCUACUUGGGGAUCGGGGUGGCCGUGGCGCACGGCUUCUUCUCCGGCUCCCUCAACAUCCUGCUGAAGUUCCUCAUCAGCAACCACAACUUCAACUACCUGACUCUCAUCCAGCUCCUGACCAGCAGCACCGCGGCGCUCACCCUGGAGGUCCUCCGGCGGCUCGGGAAGGUCUCCAUCCCUCCGUUCAGCCUCCAGCUCUCCAAGGAGUUCGGCCCGGUGUGCAUCCUCUCCACGCUGCAGUCCACCCUCACUCUGUGGUCUCUGCGCGGCCUCAGCCUGCCCAUGUACGUCGUGUUCAAACGCUGCCUGCCGCUCUUCACGCUCAGCAUCGGCGUGUGCGUGCUGAGGAACGGCGUGCCGUCCAUCGGCGUGGUGAUCGCCGUGACCAUCACCACCGGUGGAGCCGCACUGGCCGGUGCCGGCGAUCUCACCGGCGAUCCCUUCGGCUACAUCACCGGCGUGCUGGCGGUCAUCAUCCACGCCUCCUACCUGGUCCUGAUCCAGAAGACCAGUCUGGACAGCGAGUACGGACCGCUCACAGCGCAGUACGCCAUCGCCGUCAUGGCCUCACCGGUGCUUCUCGUCUGCUCCCUCAUCUCUUUGGACACCAUCAACAUGUGGACGUACGAAGGCUGGAAGGACCCUCACGUCACCAUCAUCUUCGUCAUCUGCAUCUUCAUCGGCUGCGCCAUGAACUUCACCACGCUGCACUGCACCUACAUCAACUCCGCCGUCACCACCAGCUUCGUCGGCGUGGUCAAGAGCAUCGCCACCAUCACCGUCGGCAUGCUGGCAUUCAGCGAUGUCUCGCCGACCCGGCUGUUCAUUGGCGGCGUGGUGGUCAACACCAUUGGCUCCAUCACCUACUGCAUCGUCAAGUACUUCGAGACGAAGAAGAAGAGCUUGUACGAGGACCUGGAGGAGGCCGGGAAGGACGGAGCGCUGCCCGGCGAGCCUUACGGAGAGAAACCGACUCUGAACGGCGACGGGCCCGCCGACGGCAACGGAUCUGAUCCGGGACAUACGGAGUUAGAGGGAGUGUUGAGCGGCAGCGUGGACGAGGAGGUAGCGGCGGCCGGCUGUGCGAACGGAGAGGUGGGGACAGGAGAAGGAGAGGUGGGCGGGAAUUCUAGGGUCAUGACGGAGAAGGAGGCGCUGGAGAUGCAGAGGGAGCACCUCCACCGGGAGAACACCACCUCCAGUCAGUCGGUUAGUGACAGCUACGUCGGGGUGUGGAGGUCCAUCAGACAUCUGCAGUUUAUGAAGAAAGAACCUUUGAUUGAUAACAUGGAGCAGCAGAGUCCGUAA
Anoplopoma fimbria (sablefish) is the source of this 1329-nucleotide messenger RNA. RefSeq names its product solute carrier family 35 member D3. Gene Ontology annotation, cellular component: Golgi apparatus. Gene Ontology annotation, molecular function: antiporter activity. Bases 1 to 1329 code for a protein of 442 amino acids. The record is from RefSeq and is a predicted model, not a curated record. The transcript has 4 exons. NCBI's taxonomy places the organism in Eukaryota, Metazoa, Chordata, Actinopteri, Perciformes, Anoplopomatidae.